UUUCUCUCUCUCCCUUCCUAUACAAUCCACACACCCCCUCAAAAACCCUUCAUUUCCAAUCGUCCAAAGCCCAACUCCAAGCCCAAGCCCAAGCCCAUAACCAAACCCAAUGGCAUCCACCUUAUUCACCACCCCAACCUUCACACCAACCAUACCAAAACACUCCCAAUCAACCACCACACCUCAUCAAUCCUUCCAUGGGCUCAGGCCCAUUAGGCCCACUGAUGCUUUCUACUCAAAAUUCACCGUUCAUCGGUCAUCAUCUACGACAUCUAGGCGGUCCAUAGCUAAGAUUGGAAGCCCGAGAGCCGAAUUGAAUGCGUCAUUGGUGAUCAGCCUCAGCACGGCCGUAUCGCUCUUCUUGGGCCGGUUCGUGUUCUUGAACUUCCAACGUGAGAAUGUGGCGAAACAGGUGCCAGGGCAAAAUGGUGUGACCCAUUUCGAGGCGGGGGAUACGCGGGCCAAAGAGUAUGUUGGGCUGCUAAAGUCCAAUGAUCCGGCCGGGUUCAACAUCGUCGAUGUGCUCGCGUGGGGCUCGAUCGGUCAUAUAGUGGCCUACUACAUCCUGGCCACGUCGAGCAAUGGCUACGAUCCUAAGUUCUUUGAAUGAAUUGGGUGCGAUCCAACGGUGGCCGGCGACGGUCGUAUGUGUACAGUUGGAAGGAUAUAAUUCAGUAAUUCAGUUUCAGUGUAAUAUGUGGUAAUUCCUUGGACUGUAUGAUCUGUUUUUUCUA
Messenger RNA from Magnolia sinica, 734 nucleotides. RefSeq names its product photosystem I reaction center subunit V, chloroplastic-like. NCBI's taxonomy places the organism in Eukaryota, Viridiplantae, Streptophyta, Magnoliopsida, Magnoliales, Magnoliaceae. The transcript has a single exon. Gene Ontology annotation, cellular component: photosystem I; chloroplast thylakoid membrane. Gene Ontology annotation, biological process: photosynthesis. The coding region runs from base 110 to 610 and encodes 166 amino acids. The record is from RefSeq and is a predicted model, not a curated record.